GCCAGGAGCCCCUAAUAGCGUCCUUGCUCCUAGUAGCGAUGCCAGGAGCCCCCAGUAGCUUCUUGUUCCUAGUAGUCAGCCAUGUCAAUGUGUUGUGCCGUCGCGAUUCUGCUUCAAUCAUUUCUCUUGACUCUGGACCCUGGACCAUUCUUUUUUCUGCUGCGAAGUCCUAGACUUGACUGGAUCAGGAGACCCAUUGCUUUUUGGAGUUCUAUGGAUGGUUUUUGUUCAUUUAUGCAAUUCUUAAUUAUAUAAUGUCUUUGAUCCUUUGCAGCCAAUUGACAUGUCCUGGAGAGCAUGCCGUCCUUUUCCUUUUUGGCUCUUUUGGACUCGGGGGCCCCGGGGGGCUCUUCAAAACCGGUCGGGCUUUGAGGACAAGGAGGGGGACGAGCUCCCCCAACAGAGCAGUGUCAUGGAGAUCGUGCGCCAAAGGCUGCGCACGAUCCACGGCACCUUGGAUCGCUCCGAGUCGGACGGCCUGUGCUCGGCGCACUCCUACGAGUCACCGGCAGUGAGGAGAUGCAAGCUGCCGCUAAGAUGCGCGGUAUCUUGCUUGAUCAUCGUUGCAAUUCUCCUUUCAUCCGUAUCGAUGUAUAUCUAUCUGAUGGUCGAGUGGACCGCGGCACAUGACGACACUCUAGAGCUUUUCAAUGAAUCUUUGAAUUCUCAAAGCAGUCGAUUGAACCAGCAGAUUCUGGAGGCCUCCAACACCUCCUAUCGCCAAUUGCUUCUGAAAAUCGAGUGGACAGUGAUCCGCGGGCCCUUGAGAGGCUUUGCUUACAGCUUGGUAGUGGCGUACUGCAACGGGCUGGAUGUCUUUACAAAAGACAAAGCUGGAAGCCAACCACACUUGGUUGAGACUUUGAAUUUUGACUCUGAGACGCGGCCCUUUUAUCUGAUACAGAAGAAUCUUUCGGACCACGGGGCCAAUCAGCAACAUUCGUCCUCUGACGCAUGGACUGGAGUCUUCAAUUAUACCAUCUGGAAUCCUUUGCACGGGAGCUGCGGUUUUGCGAAGACCCUGCCCAUUCCAACAUGCCAGGGAGCUUGCAAUGGUGGCUUUUGUGGAGCGAUUGCAUCUCAUGUGAGUUUGGUGUCCAUCAGGCGUGCGCUUGAGGAGCGCGUGGGCAUUGGUGUCCAUAGGUUGCGGCAAUGUGGCGAUGCCACCAGUGGGUGCUUUACUGUCGGCUCGCACCGGAUCCGACUAGAUGAUGAUUUUCACUGGUUGGUGGUCGUCGUUUUGCCUGCGGAAGCCUUCACUGUAGCAGCUGCGACGAAUCAAAGGACAUGGGAAGAUCAAAUUCGAGCCAGAGAAGAUGACGUGGCGAACCGUGUGACGACCAUCAAUCGAAUCUCAGCAGUGUUGCUCACGAUCUCGGCGAUCUUUGGCUUCUUAGCGGGUUGGUGCAUCAGCGCCUUUGCGGGUUACCCCCUGCGGAAACUGCAGACUUACAUGAAGAAGUUGGCGCGCCUGGAUUUGGAGGGCCUGCCAGGUCUAAACCCAGGCUCAGUCACCCAACUGUCGUCGCUGAGGGAAGUCUUUGAGCUUCAAAUGGGUUUCGUGAACCUUGCUCGGAGUGUCGAGACCUUCUCUCGUUUCUUACCGGAGACCGUGGUGCGGCAGAUCCUCUACGGAGAUAAGAGGGCGGCGCGGAUCCAUGUGCGGCGGAAGAACGUGACCAUCAUGUUUUCAGACAUCCGGGGCUUCACCACGAUCUCCGAGAUGUUGUCACAGACGGACCUGCUCACCCUGCUUUACAUGUACUUGAGUGAAAUGACACAGAUCGUGGAGACACACGGAGGGGUGGUGAGCGAGAUUCUCGGAGAUGGCUUGCUGGUUCUUUGGAACACGCCAGAUGACCUGCCGGAUCACCCUCGGGCAGCUUGCGCUGCUGCACUCGCACAACAGCAGGCUUUGGUGAAGUUGAAUGAUGCCUACGCCAGCCUUGGCUUGCCAAGCAUUGCAAUCCGAAUCGGUUUGCACACCGGAGAUGUCCUCGCCGGUAACAUUGGCAGUUGCCAAAAAAUGAAGUAUGGCUGCAUGGGUGAUCCUGUGAAUCUUGCAAGUCGCCUAGAAGGCCUCGCGAAGCACUACGGUGUUAGCACGCUGUGCUCCUCUGCCACCCGUUCCAAGUUGCCAGCUGCCUUCUUUUGCCGGAAGCUGGAUUUGGUUAAAGUCAAGGGCAAAGAGGAAGCCGUGUGGAUCUAUGAGCUGAUCCAUGAGAUUCCAAGCCCAGAGAGACGAGUGAAAGUGCAGAUGUAUGAGCAGGCGCUUCACGCCUUUCACCAAAGAGAUUUUGUCACUGCCGUUCGCUUGCUGCAAGGGCUGCUGGCGCAGGAGAACCUGAUGCAGCAGCUGCACAGCUUCUGGAGCGAGCUUUGGAGGCCGAACGCCAACCCCUCUGAGAUCAAGAAGGCAUACUACAAAGAGGCAAGGCUGUGCCAUCCUGACAAAAAUCCUGGGGAUGCUGAGGCCACAGCAAAAUUCCAGAAGCUGAGUACUAUCUACCAGGUCCUUUCAGAUCCCGAACUCCGAAAGAAGUAUGACCGUGAUGGCAAAGAUGGAGUCGACAAGCAGAAGACGGUGCAGAUGGACCCCAGGGCAUUCUUCGGACUGCUUUUUGGAUCCGAGCGCUUCGAACCUUGGACGGGCGAGCUCUUGAUUGCUGCUCAAGCGGACCAUUUUACAAAAGCAAAUGAAGAUGAUGAGAUGUCGGAGCUGGAGAAAAGCCUCAAGAAGCGCCAGCUUCGUCGCGAGGUUGCUUGUGCUGUGAAUCUCCGUGAGCGGUGUGCGAGAUAUGUGUAUGGCCGGGAUACCGAGGGCUUUAAGGCUCAGAUGCGGAAGGAAGCUUCAGAACUUGCUUCCUCACAGUUUGGACCCGAGCUCUUGCAGGCUCUGGGUGAGAUGUACUUGGUACGUUCUGAGAUCUACCUGGCCAAUGAGCUCCAUGGCCGUAUCUCUCUCACCAAGUCGCGCGCAUCAAUGAAGCACAAUGGCCUAGUCCUGAAGCACCGCUUGCGCUUCUACAAGAAUGCCGCUGGAAGCCUGAUCAAAGCUGGUAAGGUGUACAGUGCGGCGAGCAAAUUCUCAAAGGAGGAGCCUACACAGACAGAAGGUGAGGGCCCCCCCCUUUGA
Molecule: messenger RNA, 3136 nt
Organism: Durusdinium trenchii
Lineage: Eukaryota; Dinophyceae; Suessiales; Symbiodiniaceae
Source: the annotation of a GenBank genome assembly